CACUGACGCCUCGAUAAGCAACGGACGCUUUUCCGAUUUUCCCAGCCAGGUGGAAAGCUGCGCCAGCUGCUUCAGCCAAACAAAUACCAAAUUCGUCGCGAAACUCCGAGCCAAGUAAAAGUGAAGUUCUGAAUUUGUGUGUGACUUUUUGUGGCGCGCUCAUUAAACAUUUGGUACAUUUUGUAAACAUAUGUGAGAACAUUUUUAAUCAGGCCAAUCAGCAGGAACAGAAACAGGAAGUAAAGUGAAGAGGUUUCAAAGAUGCGUCGUCAGCAGACAAGAUAUCGCAGCGAUUCCAUCGCCAGUCCAUCGGGCACACGAAAGCCCUCCAUUUCGGUGGCCAAUCCAUCGCCAUUGGUGGUCAGUAGUGGAUCGCCACCGGCUCGUCGGGAGUCCCUGGUGAAGCCCACCUGGCAGCACAUCACCCCGGGCCAGCUGCCACCCAAAACGCUGGACAAGAUCAAUGGCAUUGCCUCCGAUGAUUCCGACGAUGAUGGCUAUCCGAAGAGGCGGCCCAGUGUGAUUGUCCACCAGCGACAGCAGUCCAUCUCCCAGCAGCCCCUGCUGCCCGAAUACAUGACCUCGGCCUCCAUUUUCCGGGAUCAAACUCCACAGACAUCAGUGCAAUCCCAAUCCCAAUCGCAAUCGCAAUCACACCAUCUGCCAUCUGGCAAUGGUUUUAUGGCCCGUUUGAAUAGCGUGAGAUUGGCAGCUGGAGCAGAACAGCAGCCCCUAUUGGAUUCCGGAGGAGCAGGGGGAGGAGCAGGGGGCGGAGGAGGAGGAGGAACUGCUGUGGCCAGGCCAUCUAUUGCACCUGCUCCGGGACCUGGAAACGAGGGAGCCGGCGCCACGCUCUGCAAGAACGCCGGACGAGCACUCAUCCGCAUGAUUUCCUCCAACAAUCCGCCGGAGGAGGAGGACGAUUUCGAUAUCAUGGGCAAGGUCAUAAUGCUGGGCGAUUCGGGAGUGGGCAAGACCUCACUUUUGAUCCGCUUCCGCGAUGGUCGCUAUGUGCCGAGCUAUUUCCUCAGCACGGUCGGCAUUGAUUUUAGGAACAAAGUGGUGGUCGUCGAUGGGACGCGCGUCAAGCUGCAAAUCUGGGACACAGCCGGUCAGGAGCGAUUCCGUAGCGUUACCCACGCCUACUACCGCGACGCCCAUGCUCUGCUGCUGCUGUACGACGUGACCAACAAGACCACCUACGACAACAUACGCGCCUGGCUGGGCGAAAUCCGGGAGUACGCGCAGGAGGACGUGGUCAUCGUUUUAAUAGGAAACAAGGCCGACUGCAGCGGCAGCGAGCGGCAGGUGAAGCGGGAGGAUGGCGAGCGUUUGGGCAGGGAGCACAACGUGCCCUUCAUGGAGACCUCGGCCAAGACGGGACUCAAUGUGGAGCUGUCCUUCACAGCGGUGGCCAGGCAGCUGAAGAGUCGCGGCUACGAACACGGCGAUGAUGGAAAGUUCAAUGUGCAUGAUUUUGUGCGUGACAAUACAAAGGCGCGCUCCGUUUGUGCCCAGUGCAGAAAUAUGUAAUACGUUAUCGUGUAAUUGGCCUGGUCGCGACUAACAAAAGCCAUAUUCUCCCGAUCCCGAUCCCGAUUCCGAUUCCGCGAACAAAGACAACAAUAAACCGGCAGUCAGACUAAGGGGAAGUGGAAACUCUGAAGGAUACGGAUAAGGCAGAGUCGAACUUCUGCAUUUAUUAUUGAAGAAAAAAUCACACAAAGACACUCGACAAGAUGGCACCAAUUUUGUAAGAACCUAGAGCGGAGGUAGAGGUAGAGUACUCGGUAUGUUUUGUAUGUAAAUGGGAAUUUCGGGGCGGAACGGGACGCGAUGCGCAUAAUUUUUUUAGGGCAGGCCAAAGUAGGCCAAAACCAAUGCAUAAAUAUUGAACAAUAUAUAUAUAUAUACAAAUAUCCAUAUACAACAACUGCAUAAAUUACUUUAACGAGAGAGAGAGAGAAGAGGAACCGCAGCAAAAUCAUGCGACAUUGAGAUUUAUCCAGCACGCCGUUGGACUUCGCUGAGGAUCGUCUAUAUAUACCUACCUAUGAAAAACCAAGAGGAAAUCCCGAGGAGUACCAAGCCCAAUUAAUGAGAAACAAUCACUCAAUUUACCUACUAAUAAUUUUAUUGUUUUACUCCUAAUUGUUAAGUGUUAUAUGGCCUAUCGUUAAGUUUUAGACCCACUCGAGUCUCGAGGCCCCUGGAAAUUAUUUACACACACCCCACUAAUGAAUACCCUACGCAACUAAGUUAAUUACUACGACAUAUGUCGUCUUAUCUAUUGUAAGUCCCAUACCCAAAACCCAUUCGAAACUAUUUUGAAAAGCGCGCCAAGGCAAAAAGUUUACGGAUAAUUAAAGGCAGUUGAACCUAUGUAAUACUAUACUGAGCUACUACAGCAAAAGAAAAGGGAAAAGAAUCCGACGCAUGCAUAUAUCACGGGAAUGGAUGAAAACUAGCUACUAAACAGCGUAAUAUUCAAGCAGACGUCAAGUCUUUACCAUAAACAGCAAAUACAUAUUUACAUUGAAUGUGGUUUAAAAAAACGAA
This is a messenger RNA of Drosophila takahashii, 2559 nucleotides long. RefSeq names its product RAS oncogene family member Rab26 (gene Rab26). NCBI's taxonomy places the organism in Eukaryota, Metazoa, Arthropoda, Insecta, Diptera, Drosophilidae. Gene Ontology annotation, biological process: regulation of exocytosis. The record is from RefSeq and is a predicted model, not a curated record. Gene Ontology annotation, molecular function: GTP binding; GTPase activity.